Molecule: messenger RNA, 1765 nt
Organism: Gastrolobium bilobum
Lineage: Eukaryota; Viridiplantae; Streptophyta; Magnoliopsida; Fabales; Fabaceae
Product: CDPK-related kinase 5-like
Exons: 11
Coding region: 1-1743 (580 amino acids)
Biological process (GO): protein autophosphorylation; peptidyl-serine phosphorylation; intracellular signal transduction
Cellular component (GO): nucleus; cytoplasm
Molecular function (GO): calcium/calmodulin-dependent protein kinase activity; calcium ion binding; calcium-dependent protein serine/threonine kinase activity
Source: RefSeq, a predicted model, not a curated record
AUGGGUGUGUGCACUUCAAAACCUCGUGCAAACCCCACACUCUCUUCUCCAAAUUCCGUUACACACACAGAAACCACUUCUAACGCUAAGCCUCGUUCCAAUGGAGAAAACCCUACCCUUACCCACAUCAACAGCGUUAAAAAAUCUCCCCUUUUCCCAUUUUGCAGUCCCAGCCCUGCCCACCAUUUGGUCCCCAGCAAGUCACCGGCAGCGAGCACGCCGCGGCGGUUCUUCAAGCCUCCGUCGCCGGCGAAGCUCAUAAGGGCGGUGCUGGCUCGCCGCCACGGUUCCGUGAAGCCGAACGAGGACACAAUACCGGAAGGUAGCAAAGCUGAGGUGGUUGCUUUGGAUAAAAAUUUUGGGUUCAAAAAGCAUUUUGAGAACGAGUUUGAGCUUGGGAAAGAGGUUGGGAGAGGGCAUUUUGGGUACACUUGUGCUGCCAAGUUCAUCGAGGGUAACCUUAAAGGCCAACAGGUCGCUGUUAAGGUCAUCCCAAAAGCCAAGAUGACAAAUGCUAUUGCUAUUGAGGAUGUGAGAGGGGAAGUGAAAAUAUUGAGAGCUUUAACUGGACAUAAGAAUCUAGUACAAUUCUACGAUGCAUUUGAAGACCAUGAUAACGUCUAUAUAGUAAUGGAGUUGUGUGAAGGAGGGGAGCUUUUGGACAGAAUAAUAUCAAGAGGGGGGAAAUACUCAGAGGAAGAUGCAAAAGCUGUCUUGACGCAAAUACUGAAUGUUGUUGCAUUUUGCCACCUACAGGGUGUUGUGCAUCGCGAUCUUAAACCUGAGAACUUCUUGUUCACAUCCAAAGACGAGAACUCAGAGCUGAAGGUCAUAGAUUUUGGCUUGUCUGAUUUUGUUAAACCGGAUGAAAGGCUUAUUGAUAUUGCUGGUAGUGCAUACUAUGUGGCUCCUGAAGUUCUGCUUAGAGCUUACAGUACAGAGGCUGACGUAUGGAGUAUUGGUGUGAUUGCAUAUAUAUUAUUAUGUGGCCGUCGUCCAUUUUGGGCACGGACUGAAUCUGGGAUAUUUCGUGCUGUAUUGAAAGCUGAUCCAAUUUUUUAUGAACCUCCUUGGCCUUCUCUGUCAGACGAGGCCAAGGAUUUUGUUAAGCGAUUACUGAAUAAAGAUCCAAGGAAAAGAAUGACUGCAGCACAGGCAUUAGGUCAUCCAUGGAUUAAAAAUUAUAAGGAUGUAAAAGUACCCCUGGAUAUUCUAGUGUUCAAUCUCAUGAAGGCAUACAUGCAUUCCUCCUCUCUACGAAAAGCAGCUUUAAAGGCUCUGUCUAAGACGUUGACUAUUGAUGAGCUUCAUUAUUUGAAGGAGCAGUUUACACUUUUAGAGCCAAACAAAAAUGGCACUAUUAGUUUGGAAAAUAUCAAAGUGGCCUUGAUGAAGAAUGCAACGGAUGCUAUGAAGGAGUCACGCAUUCCAGAUUUACUGGCUUCACUUAAUGCAUUGCAAUAUAGAAGGAUGGAUUUUGAUGAGUUUUGUGCAGCUGCACUUAGUGUUCAUCAACUUGAAGCACUUGUACGGUGGGAGCAACAUGCACGCUGUGCCUAUGAACUUUUUGAAAAGGAUGGAAACAGGGCAAUAGUCAUUGAGGAAUUAGCUUCGGAUCUUGGCCUUGGUCCAUCUGUCCCUGUUCAUGCUGUUCUUCAUGAUUGGAUUAGGCACACCGAUGGAAAGUUAAGCUUCCUUGGAUUUGUUAAAUUGUUGCAUGGUCCAUCUCGAAGUCUUGUAUAGCCUCAGUAGAAAGUUUGGAAGA